AUGACCUCCUCGGGAAAGUCUAAUAGCCAUCAAAUGCCAUCAGAAGUCUGGUGGAUGAUCCUAGACGAAGCCAUAGACGCUCCAAAGUACUUCUCGACUAUCUACACUGGUGGUGAUUGGACCCAUGACUCGAAGGCCUAUCUGAAUAGAGAGGACGAAAAAGAAUAUCUUGGGAAAGAGAAGCAAAGAAAAACAAUCGGAUCAGUCUGUAGAUCUUGGAGACAUUUCGCCGCCCAAAGGAAGCACCGUAGUCUACGUGUAGAGACCGCGGGAGGAAGGAAGAGGACGGGAUUUCCUACUGAUGCCCAGUUGAAGUCAGCUCGCAGGGCUUGUAUAAUCCACGAACUCGACGAAAACAUCCUAUUUUCGAUGAGGAAAGGCGCUCAUUGGCAGAUUCUCAGGCUGGAAGAGGUUGAGGCGAAAAGAACUGGCACAACUAUCUUUACCACACCUUCGACGCUUGAUCCUGUCCUUGUCCAAAGAUACAGCCUUUGA
Acaulospora colombiana is the source of this 495-nucleotide messenger RNA. The record is from the annotation of a GenBank genome assembly. NCBI's taxonomy places the organism in Eukaryota, Fungi, Glomeromycota, Glomeromycetes, Diversisporales, Acaulosporaceae.